GUAACUGUGGAGAGUAAUGGCAUGUGUGUAGUGCUGAGAUCUACACAAACCUUCAUACGCUGUGGAAAUUAUCGUAGUCUUGGCUUAACUUCUGUAGCUCUUCGAAAAGCAAGCUGGGUGAAAGACACGUGGAGAAAAAUAAGCAGUCUUCUGAAAUUCUAAUUUAAAACUGUCAUAUUUCGUUUCCAGUCGGGAAAGACAUUUUUUACUGGACAUGUAAAUUAAAGGAGUUAGCCCUUCACCAAAAUGAAGCUAGCCGUUUCCCUGUAUUGCUUCGGCUUUCUUUCGACUUUAAUUGUGCUUCGUGUGAGAUCUUCACAGUCAGUAUGCACUGGUACUGAAAACAAGCUGAGCACGCUGUCGGAUCUGGAACAGCAGUACCGCACCCUGCGCAAGUAUUACGAGAACUGCGAAGUUGUAAUGGGUAACCUGGAGAUCACUAGCAUCGACCGAAAGCGUGACCUCUCCUUCCUAACGUCCAUCCGAGAGGUGACAGGCUAUGUUCUGGUGGCACUGAACCAGUUUGAGUACUUGCCUUUGGAGAACCUGCGCAUCAUACGGGGCACCAAGUUGUAUGAGGACCGUUACUCCCUGGCCAUCUUCCUCAAUUAUCGCCGAGAUGGCAACUUUGGCCUGAGACAGCUGGGUCUCAAGAACCUCACAGAGAUCCUUAACGGUGGCAUCUAUGUGGACCAAAACAAGUUCCUGUGCCAUGCUGACACAAUUCACUGGCAAGACAUCGUCAAGAACUACCGCUCUGAGCUGCUGGUGGUGCCCACAAACAGCAGUGCGGGAUGUGGACGGUGCCACAGAACAUGUAACGGUCGCUGCUGGGGCCCCCGGGAGGACCAGUGCCAGACCUUGACGAAGAUGAUAUGUGCUGAGCAGUGUGAUGGCCGCUGCUUUGGCCCUUACGUCAGUGAUUGCUGCCACAGGGAGUGUGCUGGUGGCUGUUCUGGCCCCAAAGACACUGACUGCUUUGCCUGCACAAACUUCAAUGACAGCGGUGCCUGUGUCACCCAGUGCCCCCAGCCUUUUGUCUACAACCCCACAACCUUCCAACUGGAGCACAACCCCAAGGCAAAAUACACCUACGGGGCAUUCUGUGUCAAAAAAUGUCCGCAUAACUUUGUUGUAGACCACAGUUCCUGUGUGCGUGCCUGUCCCAGCAAUAAAAUGGAGGUGGAAGAAAACCGCAUCAAAAUGUGCAUUCCCUGCACUGAUAUAUGCCCAAAAGCAUGUGAUGGCAUAGGAACUGCCAGCCUACAGACAGCACAGACCGUGGAUUCAAGCAACAUUGAUAAGUUUCUCAACUGCACUAAGAUCAACGGCAACCUAGUCUUCCUCAUCACUGGCAUCAAAGGGGAUGUGUAUCAUGGCAUUGAGGCACUGGAUCCAGAAAAGCUCAAUGUGUUCCGCACAGUCAGGGAGAUCACAGGUUUUCUGAAUAUCCAGUCCUGGCCAGAGAACAUGACAGAUCUCAGUGUGUUCUCCAACCUGGCCAUCAUAGGAGGAAGGGCUGUCUAUAGUGGAAUCUCCCUGUUGAUCCUCAAGCAGCAGUGGAUCUCCUCCCUCCAGCUACAGUCCCUGAGUGAGAUCAGUGCGGGAAAUGUCUACAUUACCAACAACAGCCAACUCUGCUAUUACAACACAGUAAAUUGGACCCGCCUGUUUCGAACUGGCAGCCAGAAGGCCUUGAUACGCAACAACCGUGACCCAAAGGAAUGUACCCAGGACCAGAUGGUGUGUGACCCACUGUGUUCUGAUGCCGGCUGCUGGGGUCCUGGGCCAGCCCAGUGCCUGUCCUGCCGAUUUUUCAAGAGGGGUCGCCAAUGUGUGGAAUUCUGCAAUCUGUAUGAGGGGGAUGUCCGCGAGUUUGCCAACGGUUCUGUGUGUGUGGAGUGUGACAGCCAAUGUGAAAAGGUUGAGGACAACGCAUUGACCUGCCACGGCCCGGGCCCUGACCAGUGUGUAAAAUGUGCACACUUCAAAGAUGGUCCCAACUGCGUAGAUAAAUGCCCAGAUGGGCUACAGGGUGCAAGCAGCUUCAUCUUCAAGUACGCUGAAGCCAACAAAGAGUGCCGCCCCUGUCACUCCAACUGUACCCAGGGGUGCCUUGGGCCACGGAUCCAAGACUGUGUGGGGUUGAUGGACAGGACCCCCCUUAUCGCAGCUGGGGUGAUCGGGGGUUUGUUUGUGGUAGUAAUAUUAGCCCUGAGUAUGGCCGUCUACGUUCGGCGCAAGAGCAUCAAGAAGAAGAGGGCCCUGAGACGCUUUCUUGAGACAGAGCUGGUGGAGCCCCUUACACCCAGUGGAACAGCCCCAAACCAAGCUCAACUACGCAUACUGAAGGAGACAGAGCUAAAGCGGCUGAAAGUGUUGGGGUCAGGGGCCUUCGGCAUAGUCUAUAAGGGUAUCUGGGUGCCAGAGGGGGAAACAGUAAAGAUUCCUGUUGCAGUAAAGAUACUGAAUGAGACAACGGGACCCAAGGCCAAUGUGGAGUUCAUGGACGAGGCCCUGAUCAUGGCCAGCAUGGACCAUCCUCACCUGGUGCGACUUCUGGGUGUCUGCCUGAGUCCCACAAUCCAGCUGGUAACACAGCUCAUGCCCCAUGGUUGCCUACUGGACUAUGUGCAUGAGCAUAAGGACCAUAUUGGCUCCCAGCUGCUACUUAACUGGUGUGUCCAGAUUGCCAAGGGAAUGAUGUACUUGGAAGAGCGUAGGCUGGUGCACAGAGACCUGGCUGCCCGCAACGUGCUGGUGAAGUCGCCCAGCCACAUCAAGAUAACCGACUUUGGGCUUGCUCGGCUGCUGGAUGCUAAUGAAAAGGAGUACAAUGCAGACGGGGGCAAGAUGCCCAUAAAGUGGAUGGCUUUGGAAUGCAUCCACUACAGGAAGUUCACUCACCAGAGUGAUGUGUGGAGCUAUGGAGUGACCAUAUGGGAACUGAUGACAUUUGGGGGGAAGCCAUAUGAAGGGAUUCCCACCCGUGAAAUCCCAGACAUCCUAGAGAAAGGGGAGCGGCUACCUCAACCCCCAAUCUGCACCAUUGAUGUCUAUAUGGUCAUGGUCAAAUGCUGGAUGAUUGAUGCAGACAGUAGACCUAAGUUCAAGGAACUGGCAGCAGAAUUUUGCAGAAUGGCUCGAGACCCACAACGCUACUUGGUUAUUCAGGGUGAUGACCGCAUGAAGUUGCCUAGCCCCAAUGAGAGCAAGUUUUUCCAAAGUCUACUGGUUGAAGGCGAGCUUGAUGACCUGAUGGAUGCUGAUGAGUACUUGGUACCACAUACCUUUAACCUGCUCCCACCGUCUUGUACAUCCCGACCUCAAGUCGACACAAAUCGGAACCAGUUUGUGUACCAAGAUGGGACCUUUGGUGCUGAGGAGAUGAUAGCCCAACCUCAAGAGGGACCUGCUCCAUACAGAGCCUUUACUCAGCAGCAUCCAGGGGCCCAGAGCUUGAUCCAGGAGGACUCACGCCGCAAUGGUUCCUUACUCAAACAGACUUCACCUCAGCCUGGGGAAGACAGCAGCCUCCAGCGCUACAGUGCUGACCCCACAGUAUUCCUGCCAGAACGGGGGCCACGGAGGGAUGCAGAUGUGGAUGGCUACAUGACUUCAAAGCAAGACAAGGUCUCCUCAGCAGAUUAUAUCAAUCCAGUUGAGGAGAAUCCCUUUGUGACACGCUGUAAAAAUGAAGAUAUACAUGUACUGGAUAACGUUAGGUACCAUGGUGCCCCCAAUGGGCAGACUAAUGUAGAGGACGAGUAUGUCAAUGAGCCCCUCUACCUCAAUACUUUCCAUAACCUGGGACAGCAGAGCCAAGAGACUGUGAAUAAAAGUAGGGUUCUUCCUCGUACUGCAGCAUCCACUUUGGCUACUAGCCAAGCACCACAGCCUGGUCAGGCUAGUCACCCCAAUCUCCAACCACAGUCAGGCCAUGCUCACCACCCCACCCAACCCAGUUACAAAGCUCUGCCUAACCAUUCCAUCCACAAUGGCAACCCCAGUCAUCGAAGUCACGGUUUCUACCCAGACCACCUUGGAUAUACCUUACAGCCAAAUUAUACCGCCCACCCUACCCACACUGGCACCAUAAUGGUGGACAAGAAGCCUAAGAAGACCUUUGACAAUCCUGAGUACUGGCAACACAGCCUUCCUCCCAAGGCCAGCCUGCACAACCCAGAGUAUCUGCAGGAAUGCAACACCAAGUUCUUAUACAAACAGAAUGGCCUGAUUAGGCCUGCAGUAGCUGAGAAUGCAGAAUACCUGACAGAGUUCUCUGUCAAGCCUGGGCCAAUGUUGCCACCACCACCCUACCGACAACGGAACACUGUGGUGUAAGAGUUGGAGUAGGAGAUUUGACCUCACGCUCUCUUCUUCACUUUUUCUUCCAAAAACACUUGACACUUUAAAAAUCCUGCCUCCUCAAAACUGGAGUGACAGUCAACAUUAUGAAUCUCCACCCAACUCAACUGGAAACACACCGUCUAUAAGAAAGUAUUCUCUAAAGGAGUGCUAUCGUAACUAUGGGUCAGGCACUUCCACCUCAAUCCCUCUUUUCCCAUACAGAAAACACCCUUCAUACAUCAGUCAACUACUCCCUCCUUUCAAUACUCUUUUCUUUGGAAAUGGGCACUUGUCAAAUUGUUCUGUCACAUACCAUUUGCAAUUUCCACAUUUAAUAUUAUAUUGGUAUAAAAGGGAUAAAAAUCAAAGCAAUGUGACAGUUAUGGGGGUGGUGGUUUGAUAUAAGAUGCAUGUAUUAUUACAUAUGGAAGGUUCAAGGGAACUUUAUGAUAACCUAGACAGGUUUGUGGAUCCUGUCAGCUGUGAUGGAUUACACCGAGAAAAUAUUCAGCAUCAUGCCAUUUAGCAUCAAUAUAUUUUAAACAUAUCCACAUUGGUGUUUCUAUUUUUUCUGAUGUAAUCAAAUAUGCUUUCAUUUGCAUCUUAUUUAAUGUUACUGUUUGUUUUAAAUGCAAAUAAUUUUAUUUAUGUGUAUCUACCAUUACAGUCAACAUGCUUAAUCACAGUGGAUAUAAUGCCUGUUCAUGCAGUAUGGCUACAUUUUUAUAUAUCCUGUUCUAAACCUACUUGUUAUACAUUGUCACCUGCAGUAUUGUUCCUUGCUUUGUAUCAUAAAUACUUUUAAAAUUUUGAAAACACGGGAAAAUACUGGUUUUAUACUUGGGGUUGACAUAGGGCCAUGGCAGUAGCAAUUUCUUUUGAUUUUAGGUAAAAAAAAAAAAAGCAACGAUUCAGCAAAAAUUGAUGAAAGAACACAUGUAGGUCAUAUUUUCAAUGGAUCCUGGUAGCUUCAUAUCAUUCUUAUCAUUUAAUUGACAAAUAGAGGCUUGCUUUUUGAAAUUGGUUUUGUCUUAUUAAAGCAAUACAACAACGGACUUACAUGGUUCACUGAAAUUAAAAAGUACACAGACACAAAAGCAACUGCAUUCAUAUAGUAUUUGAAUUGAAUUGUUCCCUACUUUAAAAAAGAUUAUGAAAAUACUUUCAGGAGAGCUUCUGAUCAUAAGAUGCACAUUGCUUUGAAAUACAAGAAGUCUUUUUCUGAGUGUGCAGGAAGUCGAGACUAUUCUGGCCCAGAAGAGUUGUAGCAGUAGUUCAUACUAAUGCCUUUGGCUAAUCGUCAUUAAAUAAAUAAAUGUAUAAAUUAGAAAUCUGAGCUCUUCAGUGGAUAUGAGAAAUAUGCAAUAUGAAAUAUGAGAAAUACCGUAAUUUUACAGUGCAAUAAAAGAUUUAUCUGACAGUUUUUAACUUAAUCUGGAUAUAAUCCAGGACAAUCCCAAAAUUCAGUAUUCUUUGUCCUAAUCCAGUAGAUUUAAUUCAACACGAAUUACUAUUUUAUUUUAUUUAUAAACAAUGAGAGUAAUAAUGUAUCGAUACAUAUGACCACCGCUUUUAAAUAAAAUUCCAUUGAUAAAACAAGAAAUAUUAAUGCAGUCAUAUGUUCACUUUUUAUAAACUCUAAAAGAAAAAAGAACUCAUAUUGUAGGCAAUUAGAUUUAUUAGAUUUACUAGUGUUUGAUAUUGACAAAUCAUUUAAUUACCACCACAUAAUGUGUCAUUAUAUUUAUAUUUAACCAUGUUACUGAAUAAGAAGCAACAGAAAACUAAUCUUAUUCCACUUAUUUAUAAGAUAUACUGGCGUCAUCAAUAAAAAAAUGUAUAAAGAAUAAGAGACUACUGAAAAGGUUUAAAAUUAUUUUAAAGUACACAUGUCAAUGGCAUAAUUUGUUUCAGAGGAAGCACGUUUUGGUAAACAGUGUCUGUGUGUGCAUAAUGAGGCCCGAGGAAGAGAGCACCAGAUGUCAGAAUGUUAAGCAUUAUGAUUUCAAGCUGGUUUUAUUUUCAGAGAAAAGGAUGAUCCAUAGCACAAAAAGUUGUGAAAUCAGGGAACUGAUUGACAAAUGUACACAUUUACUUUACUAAGUGUUUACCAAUGGGAAAAAACUACACACAGACACAGACAUUCCAGGGAGGACCUUCUGGCUGGAACUCAGAAUAAGCAACUUCACUUUUUCCAGCUUAUCAUUGGGUGCUGAAUAGCCCAGGAUGGUGGCUUAAUGACCAGGUCAGAUGUCUUCUUUCUUUAUGUGGAGUUAAUAAAUGCAAUUAAAAGUAACAGCCUAAGUGGAUGGUAAUUAAAUAUAUUAAAUAUUAAGAAAAAUUGUCUGGCUGUCCCAAGCCUGCACUCUAUGGUCGAUGUUGAUUUUUGGAAUUAUUAUUAUUUGUUAUUAAAUAUAUUAAAUAUUAAGAAAAAUUGUCUGGCUGUCCCAAGCCUGCACUCUAUGGUCGAUGUUGAUUUUUGGAAUUAUUAUUAUUUGUUAUUGUAUUUAAGAAAUGCUUUAAGAGUUCAGGUUUCAUCACAUUGUUGUAGACUUAGUCCAAAAAAGCAAUAUACUGUAGUGUUUGUCACCAGAGCCCCAAGAAUGAGUUCCUCAGGUUAAACAUACAAACACAUACUCCCCCUUCAUUUAUACUUGGCAGCUAAACAACUAUGGAUUUAGUUUUGCUGUGUAGCAGGGAGAUAUUUAGUGAGCCUUGUCACCAAGUUGACUAUGUUGAACUGUCAAAGAAUCUUAACACUAACAUUUUCAAUGAGAAUUCACAAGCAUACAGAAAAUGUAUGUAGCAUACUAUGUCAUGCACUAGGAAUUUUGUUGGUUUCAAUAGAAAAUAUUGAUCAAGGACCAACAUCCCAGCAGUUCAGAUUCAUGAAAAAGUAAGAAAACAAAUGUAGGAAUAAAGAAAAGACAACUUUAGUUGUAAAUUACACUAUUCCACAUCAAAUGUUCACAGUAACGAUUGCCUAACGGGAUCUGGCUCCUGUUAUUCUGUCAAAAUCAUUUUGACCAUUGACAUUCACCUUAUAUUGUAGAAAUAUUUGGAUUGUUAGUAAGAACAGAUUGUGAUUUGUCUUAAUCAUAACUACAGUUUAUAAUACUUAUUUCUUUUAGUAAUGUUGUGGAAUGGCAAUAGGGUCUUUGCUUAUAGUCUUUUUUCCCAAAAUUGAUUCCUGCAUAUUAGUGUUUUUAUUUUGUACUUAAGAUUUUAAUUGAUAAGUAAUAAUCAAGUAUCAGACAAAUUUAUAUUUAAGGCAUAAAUGAAAAUGAUACUUUAAUAAUUUUACAGUGAUUUAUUUUUGAAUGCUUUUUUGAGUGUAAAUUAAAAUUGGCUUUUUGUGUUUACUCGAUAAAUAAGAAAAUGAUCAAAUCUGCAAACAUGUACAUCCUGGAGAAAUAACUGAAUAUUGUUUACGCCAUUGUUUAUGAUCCUGGCAUUUUUUCCUUUUUUAUACAGAUAUUUGCAAUGGCUGUUAUGAAUGACAUUGCUGUAUGUUAACAAAUGUGAAUAAUAUUUUCAUAGAGUGAAGAAUCGGCCAAGGGAAUUUGUAAAUAUGAAAAAAAUGUUGCUUUUGUAUUCCUGUAUUGUUGUUCAAUUUUUUUACCUUUAUGCAAUUAAGUUUAACACAACUCUUGUUUCUGUAUAUAUCUGUCAUUUCUGUAGUAGUUUCCUACCCAUCAGCUACACAAACACAAAUGACACAUCCUGUGUGUCCCUAUAAUUUUAGCUGUUUGCUUAUAGAUUCUUUCCUGUCUGUUUUUAAAAGCUGUUUCACUUUGUGCUUUGCUUGUUUCUAUUCCUCUUCCCUCUGUACUGGUAGCACCUGAGCUUUGAUCCAUGCCUUGAAUGUAGUGAAGUACAUAUACAAGACUUUAUGUAGGUACUGGCAGCCAACGCCUAUGUUAUCAAUCUGGCUUUUGGUUAGCAUCACAUUUCAUUUUGAUUGGCAUCACAUUGUUAAAUUUAAAUUUGUCUCCCAUUACAUUUUCCCAGCUACAUGAAUAAAUAUCUUCAUUUUUAUUUUUA
Paramormyrops kingsleyae is the source of this 8394-nucleotide messenger RNA. RefSeq names its product receptor tyrosine-protein kinase erbB-4-like. Gene Ontology annotation, molecular function: ATP binding; transmembrane receptor protein tyrosine kinase activity; epidermal growth factor receptor binding. Gene Ontology annotation, biological process: cell surface receptor protein tyrosine kinase signaling pathway; negative regulation of apoptotic process; neurogenesis. NCBI's taxonomy places the organism in Eukaryota, Metazoa, Chordata, Actinopteri, Osteoglossiformes, Mormyridae. Gene Ontology annotation, cellular component: signaling receptor complex; plasma membrane; basal plasma membrane. The record is from RefSeq and is a predicted model, not a curated record.